AUGAUAGAUGCUCGUUGUAAGGAUGAGAACACAGGGGACGACAAGAUUGCAGAUGCCAUACGUUAUGCUGAAUAUCAACGUCAAUUUGCUGUCUUUGAAAAUAAUGAGUUAUUCAAUGCUAAUGUGUGGUACAACAUCGGUUCCCUUUACGAAAGAAGAGCAAGGGAAUUGUUGGAAAAAAUGAAUUCAACGAUUCUUAUCGAAGCCGAUCCGGAUAUUGACAACAACGCUAUUUCUAACGAAGUGUCAGUCAUUGAUGAAAAUAUGCUCAGGGCGCUUUCGUGCUACUGUAAAAGUGUGCUGUUUACGAAAACGCUCAACGACUAUGACAGAGAAGGAAACCUUUAUGGCUGUAUUGGUAACAUCCUACACCUUCUCGGAAGCCACGAAGAAGCCAUUGGUUUUCAUUUAUGGCGAUUGGAUCUUGCUCGUCAAUUAGGCGACGGCGAAGGGGAGUACCGAGCUCUGCAGAACAUUGGUAACGAGUAUGUCAGUUUGUCACGAUUCGGAGAAGCAGUACGGAGAUACAAGUAUGUGCACUUUAAUUGA
Messenger RNA from Haemonchus placei, 549 nucleotides. Lineage: Eukaryota; Metazoa; Nematoda; Chromadorea; Rhabditida; Trichostrongylidae. The record is from the annotation of a GenBank genome assembly.